GUUUGAUCUCAAAAUGGGCUUUCAGCAUCACAGAACCCCCAAGAACCGCAUUGUCGGUACCAUCAAUUAUUUCCGUCAGAAUGGCUUACUUGGCCAAGGCCGGCUCUUCACCAAAGAGAGUGUCUUUCAACACCAUGGUGUAAGCCAUACAACGAGCCACCGAAUCCUCCAACGUAUAGCCGAACACCCAGAAAGCCGAACCUUCCACAAUACCCACGCAGAAACCCCGGGCCGAAAAAAGCUACUCGAUAACGAAGCCCUCAAACAAACCGAACGGUACAUUAAACAAGGGGGGUUCGAAGGUCGUACACUACCUUGGAAAGCAAUUCCAGCCGCGGCUGGGCUCGACAUUGAUGUCUCGGCUUGCACUGUUCAUCGGGCGCUCCGGGAGCUGAACUUUCACAAAUGCAUUGCUUGCGAACGGGAGUACCGGUCAAUACGUCGCAAGGAAAACCGGCUAGAAUAUUCCAGUAUGAUGCUUGAGAGGUACCUCGAGCCGAAGGAUUGGUACCACGUUCGGUUCUCUAAUGAGAGCCAUUUUGGCUGGGUUCCCAGGAGUAAGAUUUGGGUCCUCCGGAGGCCAUAGGAGCGGUACUGCCCGGACUGCAUUGUCGAGAAGAACGAUAACACACUUAAGGAAUGGGCGCAAGAGGGCUGGGGUGCACUAAAACAGGAGACUAUUAACCGUUGGGUGGAUGAAAUCCCUACUAAGCUAAAGAAAUGUAUAGAGGCC
Messenger RNA from Chaetomium strumarium, 733 nucleotides. RefSeq lists its product as uncharacterized. Lineage: Eukaryota; Fungi; Ascomycota; Sordariomycetes; Sordariales; Chaetomiaceae. The record is from RefSeq and is a predicted model, not a curated record. Bases 14 to 586 code for a protein of 190 amino acids. The transcript has a single exon.